Molecule: messenger RNA, 2178 nt
Organism: Oryza brachyantha (malo sina)
Lineage: Eukaryota; Viridiplantae; Streptophyta; Magnoliopsida; Poales; Poaceae
Product: aspartyl protease family protein 1-like
Exons: 10
Coding region: 288-1841 (517 amino acids)
Biological process (GO): proteolysis
Molecular function (GO): aspartic-type endopeptidase activity
Source: RefSeq, a predicted model, not a curated record
AAGAGAGGGAAAAAAAAACUCAGAGAGAAAGCCAGCAGCACAGCAGCCAAGCAGACAGGAAGCAACAGUCCAAGCAGCGAACCUUCCAGCGCACUGACGUCUGACCCCUUCCCCGGUCACUGGCAUGUGGGCCCACCCUCCCCGCGGAAACCCGAGCAGGCCACCACCACCACCACCGGCCACCUCGCCGGAUAUAUAGCGACGCCGUAGCGAGAAAAUGGAGUUUUUUUUUUUCCUUUCCUCUGUAUAAAGUUGAUAGCUUUUUUUUUUUCUUUGCGUUGCGAGCUAUGGUUGGUGGUGUGGUGGUUCGGGCUCUGCUGCUGGCCGCCGUGGCUGCGGCCGCGGCGGAGGCGCUGAGCCUGGACGUCCACCACCGGUACUCGGCGGCGGUGCGGGGGUGGGCGGAGGCGGCGGGGAAAGGGCGCGGGUACCAGGCUCCGGCGGCCGGGACGGUGGAGUACUACGCCCGGCUGGCCGGCCACGACCUGCGUCGGCGGUCUCUCGCCGUCGGCGGCGGCGGCGGCGGCGCCGAGUUCGCCUUCGCCGACGGCAACGACACGUACCGCCUCAACGACUUCGGAUUCUUGCAUUACGCGGUGGUGGCGCUGGGGACGCCGAACGUGACGUUCUUGGUGGCGCUCGACACCGGCAGCGACCUCUUCUGGGUGCCCUGCGACUGCCUCAAGUGCGCGCCUCUCCAAUCCCCCAGCUACGGAAAUUUGAAGUUCGACGUGUAUAGCCCUGCGGAAUCGACUACUAGCCGAAAGGUCCCGUGCAGUAGCAGCUUAUGUGAUCUCCAAAAUGCCUGCCGUUCUAAAAGUAACAGCUGCCCCUACAGUAUCCAGUACUUGUCCGAAAACACCUCAUCCUCCGGGGUACUAGUGGAGGAUGUCUUGUACUUGACAUCCGACUCUGUGCAAUCGAAAAUUGUUACAGCUCCCAUCAUGUUUGGUUGUGGACAGGUCCAGACAGGAUCAUUUCUAGGCAGUGCUGCACCUAACGGCUUGCUUGGGCUUGGGAUGGACAGUAAAUCGGUUCCUAGCUUGCUAGCAAGCAAAGGACUUGCUGCUAAUUCAUUCUCCAUGUGCUUUGGCGAUGAUGGUCAUGGUAGAAUCAAUUUUGGGGACACAGGAACCUCGGAUCAGAAGGAAACUCCAUUGAACAUUUAUAAGCAAAAUCCAUAUUACAACAUAACCAUCACAGGAAUUACGGUGGGAAGUAAAUCGGUCAACACUGAGUUCAGUGCUAUUGUUGACUCUGGCACCUCUUUCACGGCUCUGUCUGAUCCAAUGUAUACCCAGAUCACUAGCAGUUUCGAUGCACAAGUCCGUUCGCGCCGGAACCAGCUUGACUCUUCCAUGCCGUUUGAAUUUUGCUACUCAGUAAGUGCCAACGGAGAUGUUCAUCCAAAUGUAAGUCUGACAGCAAAAGGUGGAAGCAUAUUUCCUGUCAAUGAUCCAAUAAUUACCAUAACGAACAAUGCUUUUACUCCAAUUGGCUUCUGCUUGGCUGUUAUGAAGAGCGAGGGUGUUAACUUAAUAGGAGAGAAUUUCAUGUCUGGACUAAAGGUUGUCUUCGACCGAGAGAGAAUGGUGUUGGGUUGGAAAAACUUCAACUGCUACAACUUCGACGAGUCGAGCAGGCUCCCAGUGAACACAAGCCCUUCCGCUGUUCCUCCGAAACCGGGGCUAGGUCCGAGUAGCUACACCCCUGAAGCAGCCAAAGGUGCUCUGCCAAACGGCACCCAGGCCAACAUGAUGCCUUCAGCGAGCUCACCAAUGCAGCUGCACUUCAGGAGAAUCUUCAGUGCCAUUCUUCUCCUCUUCUUCGUCUUGCUCUGAAUCUCUGAUCAGCUCAGCUCCACCCACGAUAACUUUGGAGCUCCAUUAUCAUCAUGUAUUGAUUUGAUUACACAUAGGGUCACAUUCUUUUUGCUUGCUUUUGUAGUUGCUGUAGGUCUAUAGGAGUUGUAGAGAGGAUAGAUCACACUCACAGGAGUCUGUCAUAGAAGGCCAUUUUUCAGUUGAUUUUUUACGUGUUGAUAUGCAUAAAACAUCAUAAUAAUGCAUUCCACUGAGGGGUUUGUUUUCAGGUGGAUGGAUGGAUGUACAUGUAUACAGGAUUUUUGAUGUAUUAACUCAAUAGAUUAAAUGAUUGAUGAUACUGGCCUAAAUACCU